This is a messenger RNA of Melampsora larici-populina 98AG31, 519 nucleotides long. RefSeq lists its product as uncharacterized. The record is from RefSeq and is a predicted model, not a curated record. Lineage: Eukaryota; Fungi; Basidiomycota; Pucciniomycetes; Pucciniales; Melampsoraceae. Bases 1 to 519 code for a protein of 172 amino acids. The transcript has 3 exons.
AUGUGGCUUGUUCCUGGCCGGGAACUGAGGAUUAUGAGAAAGGAUCUGUGGGGAAAAGCAGGAAAUCACAGAGGGGCUGUGAGCUUUACCCUGACAAGUCGGUUCAGUCUUUGCAUCUCCUCGUUAAAAGCUGUUCCUGGCCUGGAACUGAUUUUAAAGACCUAUUGUAUACUGAGCUCAAUAAGUUCUCUUGUUGCGGCUUCUCCAACUGAAAUUUUGUCAGGAAUUUAUCUGUUACAAGCUAUCUUAGAACCCCUCGGUGGAAAGUUUGUGAAUUUGGUUUUGUUAUGCUGUAGCUCAAUUCAUCUAUUAAAUAAAAUGGGAUCUCCACUUUCUGCACAGAACAAGUCAAUAUCCUCGCUUGCUAACCGUCUAGGCGUUCCUGGAGAUGCGAAAUUCAUCUUUCGCCAGAGUUCCAAGGAUCGAGCCAAGGGAGAUCACUUAGAAGUUUACAAAAUCAAGUCUGGAACUACGGUGGUGGUAAAUGAAAAGGAUUUAUCCCUAGUUAUAGCAGUUUGA